AUGGCAUUCGACCCCUACACCCAAAACAUCACCAUCCUCCUCUCCCCCUCCGCGCCGCCAAUCUCCAUCCCCAUCCCCCUCAUCGACGCCUUCAACGACGAGACGGCCAGCAUCAUCACAAACUACGCCGCCCAGCUCGGCGCCGCCAUCACCAUGCUCCUCGUCCUCGUCGCCGCCACGCCCUCGUCCCGCCUCCUCCGCGCCAGCACCCUCCUCCACGCCGCCGCCCUGCUCGUCUGCGUCGCCCGCACCGUCCUCCUCGCCUACUUCUUCCUCACCCCCUUCUCGCACUUCUACCAGGUCUGGACCGGCGACUUCUCCGCCGUCCCCGCCUGGAACUACCGCGCCAGCAUCGCCGGCACCGUCCUCUCCACGCUGCUCGCCGUCGUCACCGACGCCGCCCUCGUCCACCAGGCCUGGACCAUGGUCUCGCUCUUCGCCCCGAGGAUCAAGUUCGCCGUCUGCGCCCUCUCCCUGCUCAUCACCCUGCUCGCCGUCUCCUUCCGCGUCGCCUACACCGUCAUCCAGUGCGAGGGCAUCGCCGACCUGGCCGCGCCCCGGAGGUACGCCUGGCUCAUCCGCACCACGCUCAUCUGCAACAUCUGCUCCAUCGGCUGGUUCUGCGCCCUCUUCAACUCCAAGCUCAUCUCGCACCUCGUCAGCAACCGCGGCGUGCUGCCCUCUCGCCGGGCUAUGACCCCGAUGGAGGUGCUCAUCAUGGCCAAUGGCAUCCUGAUGAUUGUUCCCGUCAUCUUCGCCAUCCUCGAAUGGCACCACUUCAUCAACUUCGAAUCCGGCUCCCUCACCCCAACCUCCAUCGCCAUCAUCCUCCCCCUCGCCUCCCUCGCCGCCCAGCGCAUCGCCACAUCCUCCGCCUCAAAGCAUCACAACCACCCCUCCUCCUCCUCCGCCCGCUACAAGGCCUCCCGCGACUCCGCCUCCCGCACGCCCCUCAACGCAAAGCCCGGAUCCCUCUUCACGACCACCACGUGCAACAGCACCGCUUCUUCCUCUGCCGCGCAGCGGACUCGGUCUGUAGAUGCUUCGGGAAUGUUGGCUGCUGCUGCUGGGCCUGCUAGAGGAGGCGACUUUAUCGAUCCGAUUGAUCUUGAGCUGAGGCAAAUCGAUGGCUAUGCGCAGCCAAACGAGGUCCACUUCCAGCAAGACGAAGGCCAGCAGUUCCACAAGUAG
Molecule: messenger RNA, 1191 nt
Organism: Trichoderma citrinoviride
Lineage: Eukaryota; Fungi; Ascomycota; Sordariomycetes; Hypocreales; Hypocreaceae
Exons: 2
Coding region: 1-1191 (396 amino acids)
Biological process (GO): G protein-coupled receptor signaling pathway
Cellular component (GO): G protein-coupled receptor homodimeric complex; membrane
Molecular function (GO): mating-type factor pheromone receptor activity; pheromone binding
Source: RefSeq, a predicted model, not a curated record